AUGCCACCGGUGGCACCUUCCGCUUACUCGCCUCCCGUUCAGCACCAAGUCGAGCUGGUCUACCACCAGGCCAAAGCCGCCGAGGCUGCAAAGUUGAUGGCCGCACGCGCCCACGCCCACACGCCUCCCACGAGCGGCUCCGACCAGUUGCAUGUGCUCAAGAAGCGUCGCAUCUCAAACGCCCUCAGCGGCCCGUUCGACAAGCCACCUUCCCGCUCCGCGUCUGCGCCUAACGCAGCUGGCGUCGCUGUUGAUCAUCACGGCAUCCCGAAGACCCCGCCGAACCGCAGCGUCCAGCCUCAGACUACGACCCCCACGCCGCCCGCCUACACAUUUGACGACGACGACAUUUUCUUCCCGAAUGCCGACAAGCCUCUUGUGAAGAGCGGUCGUGGCAAGAAGAAGGCCCCGUGA
This is a messenger RNA of Colletotrichum chrysophilum, 414 nucleotides long. RefSeq lists its product as uncharacterized. The transcript has 3 exons. The record is from RefSeq and is a predicted model, not a curated record. Bases 1 to 414 code for a protein of 137 amino acids. NCBI's taxonomy places the organism in Eukaryota, Fungi, Ascomycota, Sordariomycetes, Glomerellales, Glomerellaceae.